Molecule: messenger RNA, 858 nt
Organism: Trichoderma virens Gv29-8
Lineage: Eukaryota; Fungi; Ascomycota; Sordariomycetes; Hypocreales; Hypocreaceae
Exons: 4
Coding region: 1-858 (285 amino acids)
Source: RefSeq, a predicted model, not a curated record
AUGUCGUCCUUCGUUUCUCUCGUUACCAGCAUAACACUGGAGUGUCUCCUCAGCGUGAAAUAUAUUGGUGCAUUCUCAUUAACGGGCGUUGUCCGUGGUCUUCCUGCGCUACUCAAACCAAACAGCACCAAGUACCGCUUUGUUGCGCUCACCCGGUCCUUGAAUAGCCCGAUGUCCAAGCAGCUUGCUGAAGAGCUUGAUACUGACGCUGAGUGGCUUAAGAGACAGGGAGUAGUGCGAGUCUUUAUUGCGCCGCACAACUUGCCUUACCAGUCCGCGGAGGAGUCCAACUUUCAUCUAGCUCUGCUACAAGCUGGUGUCAAGUAUGUCUACGCAGAGCUGCAGUGGACGUCCCCUCAGCCAAACUUCUUAACCCCGUACUGGUUUUACCCUGCCGUUGGCUGGAUUGUAGAGUAUAAGCAGACAGGAGAGCAAGUAGUGUUGCCAGUAUUUUCGUCUGAAGAAUUUCCUGCUAAAUUGACUCAUCCCGAAGACAUUAGCACCUUUGCCACACACCUCCUAGCCCUUGAUGAUGUGUCGCCACACAACCAUGGCAAGUAUAUUCUCCACGGCCCUGAGAAUUUUGCAGGAAGAGAUAUUGUCAAGAUGGUCGCGGACUACAUUGGUGCGAAGGUUGAGAAUGUGAAGUACUCCGCAAUGGACGUUUAUUUCAAUGCCCUCAGGAGUAUGUGUAUCCCGGAUAAUGUUCUUCCUGCCAUGUUUACCACUGUUGGGGUUCUAUGGGCAGGAAGAUGUGCACGCGACUAUCGCCCAAUCAGCAAAGAGGUCACGGCACUGGCACCUCCUAAAACAACAGCUGCGCAGGUGCUGAAGGCCAUGGUGGAAGGAUUCCCAUAA